CAGCGGCUGCGUCAGUGAUCGCACUCACGUAACCGCAGCGAAGACAGCCUCGUGGCUCGUCAAAUGGAGAAAACUCUGCGAUGGACAGAUUAUGUGCCGAUCUUCCUGGUUUUCGCUCUCAAUGCUCAGACCAGACGAGGAGAACCCGAAGGCCUGUAGAGAAGAUUUGCGUUCUUCGAGUCCAAACACGCGCGGCAGCAAUGACGGCGCAAAGACGCGAUCAGGUCACAAGUCACACGUGAUGCCAAUUUUGGGUCUGUCCAUCAUCCAGGCGAGCCAGUACGACAGUGCUGAAUGUUUCAAAAUGAGCCCGACAACCCCCGCGCUCGCCCGAGGGCGAACACCACGACGGCGUUUACUGCAGCACUCACCGGAUGGCGCUCUGGGUCUACUUCGAGCAAGACACAGCUCUCCAAACCCGACACGACACCCCCAGCGACGAACACCCCGCCACCUAUGCAGCUGGAUGACCUUAUCGAGUCGCUGUCAUCGCCUGCAGUCAUGAGCGUUGCGCACGCUCGCGCGCUUGCAAUCACGCUUGGGACGCAUUCCCCGGUGCCCCGACCCAGUACGCUUACGCCCAUCCUGGAGAAAUUGUGCACUCCAGAAAGUCCUGUCUCGUACCAGUGCGCUGGGUUCGACAUCGUAACUGCGUACUUUGAGAACCCAGAUAUUCCGCGGCUGGGGAUGGGGGAUCGGCUGGCGUACAUCGCGUUGUUCGAGGCGUCGAUGGAUAUAUGGACUCUGGAUGUAUGGGAGUCCAGGUUCAGAGCUCUUGCGGCCUUUAUCGCGACCAGUGAGCACACGUUGGGCGUCGAACUCAAGGUGCUAUAUAUCCUGAAGGGGUGGAUAACUGCCGCUUUUGACUCGAUUCUGCACAAUGUGGCAAUGGAGAGGAAGGAGAGAGAGGAGCGGGAACGUUGUGCGGAGAUGGUUUCUCGCUUUCUCUCAGACCUGGUGUGCAAAGGUCCUCAAGAGUUUGUGGCGCGGAUUCCAGAGCAAGAGUUCAUUGGCGUUCUGGGCUUUUACCGAGAUCUCGUGAAGAAAGUGAUAGAUACGAGCUCUCUCAGACGUCCGUCCCUCGCUUCCCCUCCUCCCCCAGCUCCAGCUUCAGACGGGAGCCCAUCACGACCAUUCCACCGACGCAACGCCUCAUCUGUAUCCAUCUCCUCCUCGAUCAUAUCCCCACCGAUACCUUCUGUACCACCAAAAUCCGCGGCGGAUAUCGCCAUUACGAUGUAUCUGGAACACCACCGACGACACCCCAAAAACCCAUCGACCUCGUAUCUCAACCUCAUUCUCCCUUCCCUCCUCCGUGCCUUGGCACACUGCGCAUCUCACACACUUCCACGACUGUCCAUAUCGAACUCCGGGCCGUCUCAUUCUCCGACUUCGGAAGACAAGCUUAACGUCGCGCUGUCGGAUCUACUCACUGGGUCGCAUGGGACGACGUGCAUGCUCAUCCUGAAACGACACCUGUCGCCGCCAGAUGACUCUUCCGAUUCAAUAACGAUGCGGUCCACGGCAGAAAUAGCAUUCGGGGCCCAACGGACGUUGCGCUUGCACAUUCGGACUGCACUCAUGGCCCGCAUGACGCGUGACUACAUCAACCAACCGACGUACUCCCAUUCUGGUGUGCCUGCGAAUCUGUCGUUGGAUGCGGAUGUCCUUGAGCGGGCAUGGCCGCGGAAUCAGCAUGGCUCGUUCCAGGGCCAGUCUGGCUGGGAAGCAGGCAAGCACGCUACAUCUCUGACGACCAGUGCACGUGACUGGGUGGCCUUCUGCACCAAGGACGUCACUCUUGAUAUGCGGAGCACCGCAGAGAAUAUCUUGGACGAGAUUGCGGGAACACUGAAGGAUGUCCUGCAAGAGCUGGACAACCGAUUGGGCGAUGGAUCGGUGGCUCUCACUCGGGACGAGGCAAUGGCCGUUGGAAAGACUCUGUUCAGAUUGGCUGAAUAUCUGAUACCUCUCAAAAAUGGGGAUGACAGCCCUUACAUCCUCCCGCUUACUAAAUUCGGCGACGCACCUACACCGUUCCUUCGAUCGCUCACCUUCAUCCUUUCACGAGACCACAGUGUCCAGCUCGAGCCACUUCUCUCGCGGAUCCUGUUGCAUGUGGCCGACCACUUGGAGGAUGCGGCGACCGCAAAGCUGCCAAUGAUCAUGAAAGAGCAAAACGAUCUCACGCCGAUGUCCCCAGAUUGGAUCGAAAAUUGGAGCACUCUGCUGAAGACGCCGACUCUGCUGAGUGCGCGACGUCCGUUGACCAAAAGAGCCAUCAUGAGCGUUUUGCAUGACGUUCAUGCAAGCAUUGUGGACAUGCCUCGCUACCGCAAACCGCUUGUUCAACUCGUGAUGGAUUCGUGUCAGCGCAGUGUUGAAGACGAGUCUUUGAACCGACUGGAUGGAGAGGACCGGCAGGUGAUGUGGACGAUUCUAGCCGAUGAAGCUGUCUACAAACUAGCCGAGGGCGAGGGGCAAGAGGCGGUGACAGCACUGCUUGAGCUGUUCGAGGCUGGUGCUUCCGGAGAGGACUACGACUAUGACACGUUUGACGUAGCAUCGUCGAGCACGCUAGGGGCUCAUCCUACCGGUCCUACUUCCGCCCUGAUCACCCCUUCGACCACUGCUUCACCCAUCCUCUCAAGAACACAGAGUCACGUUCCUGCCGCCAAAGAAAAAGAGCAGCCCACGGGUCUGAUCAAUUUUAUCUCUUCGCUUGCUUCCGGUCCUUCUUCUCGCUCCCAGUCUAUUCCACCUGUGACGGUGGAUAUUCCGGAAGAUUCCAUUGUUCCGGAGCCCUUGCCGGAAAUCACUCGCACUGUCACCACCGAGGUUGCUGCGGCCUGUGCUUUGGUGCUUGUUUUCAGCCAGAUUGCGUUUACCCCUCACGCAUUGCACGAGGAGAAUCUGCUCGUUGCUAUCCGUGUGUUUCGGACGAUGAUCGCGCUGCUUUCUGACGGGAAAUCGGUCAAAGCGAGGCUGACCAUUCUCCAGUUCCUGUCGCGUCUACGGGCGGAUCGGGACCAUCAACUGUACUUCGUGUCAAAUAACGAUGGGCAUGGCCUGGCUGCUAUGCUCGGCUCGCUCAUCCAGCGAUCCAGUGCGAGAGGCACGACUCCCGACUCUGCAGCAGCUGAGCAGUCCAGGGCCCGGCCACGUGUUCCGCGUGCUGCUACCCGUGGCAGGACCGUAGGGUCCGGCUCCGGGACGAGUCGCAGUCGGUCUCGUGCUGGUCCACAACCAGCUACACCCACACUCAAGCUGAGGGAUCCGCUCUGGUCGCUUCCGGAAUCGCAGCUGCCGUUCACUGUUGCAGAUCAAGACAAGCCAAGCGAGAGACUGUCCCUCUACGAUCCCCAGGCUCCGGAGAAGAUUGUGCUGCCGAUCUCAAUUUAUCUGGUUGCGAUUCACGAGAUCCUGGAGAGAGAAGAAAGCUGGGAGAUCCUCGCGUACGUUCUGUGCCACCUUCCGAACCAACUGGGCAACAAACAUCUGUUCUGUGGGCCCAAGAGUCGGGCAGCAUGCUCGAAAUUGCUGAAUCUGCUGUGUUCUGGUGUCUUGACUGAGUCGCUGGCAGCGCAGAUUCCUGUUUGGCCGAGUGGACUGAAGGCACGGGAUGCUCAGAGUCUGGCAUAUCACACGUUGUCUGUGCUUAUCGGGUAUCAGCCGUGCUUCGACCCCCAUCAACAGCAUUUGCUCGUGUCUGUGUUCCAGAAUGGUCUGGACGGGCAGCCUGUUACUAUCCAAUGCUGCUUGCAUGCGCUAUCGCUAGCAGCAUUCGAGCUACCGACCUCGAUGGCCAAGUUCAUGAGCCCGAUCCUCGAGAAGCUCUCCCAGAUCAUGUCGAACGCGAACAUGGCGGUGCACAUCCUCGCGUUCCUUGUGAUCAUCAGCUCGCAGCCGCGACUGUACGCGAACUUCAUCGAGCACGACUUCCGGCUGGUGUUUGGUGUGGCAUUGCAGUACCUGCAGCACCAGAAUCGCAACCGGGAUGACCAGUCGGUGUCGUGGACGCUUUCGGAGUACGUGCGCAUCCUGUCGUACUACAAUGUGUACGUGUGGUUCCUGGCCAUCAAGCUUCCCGACCGGCCCAAGCACAUCACAUAUAUCUUGCGGCAGCUCGAGCUCGCGAAUGAAGACAACCCAGGGCCAGACGACUCGACGAUCGUGUGCUGCGACUGGCUCGAGCGCUACACGUAUGCCAGCGCUGAUCCGCGGCCCGCGGCGUCUGUUCUGAGCGAGAUCGUCAUGAAUCCGAGUGAACCUGCGGAAGAAGCGAUCCAAGAGAAAACCUGGGCGAUGGGCAACUCAAUCGUGACUGUCAGAACUCUGAAGCGUCGAGGCUGGUUCGAAGUCCUGUCCCGGCGGCCCUCUGGAUUCACCAAGAUGCUCUGUCGACUGGAGAAUUCUCCGCUGGUUGGGCCUGGCGAUGUGGAUCCAGAUUUGGUGUCUGUGCCGGCUGCAUUGGUCAUGGAGCGAGAGGGCGAUGAUCUCACACCCAAACCCGAUUCCAUCACGGGCUACGUCUGGAGUGGCACGGCCCCGUCUCAGCGUCGAAAGGCGGUGGAAAUUGAUCCAUCGUUCUUCAUCUUGCAAAUGUCGGACGGCAGCAAAUCAGACCGGCAUCUGCUCAACGACGACAAGAAACUGCGGUCGCUCUGCUCCGCGCUGGACCGCUUACCCGUGAUUGACACGCACAAAGUGGGCAUCUUAUACGUCGCGCCGGGGCAAACCAACGAGCUCGAGAUCCUGGCCAACACACACGGAUCCCCCGCUUACACCAGAUUCCUCGAGGGCAUCGGCCGACUGAUCGAUCUCCGCGGGCAGGUGGACGUGUAUGUCGGCGGGCUGGAACCUGGGCUGGACGGAGACUAUGCGUACGCGUGGUGGGACGACAUCGGGCAGAUCCUCUACCACACAGCGACGAUGAUGCCAACGAAUCAGGACGAUCCGCAGCUCAUCAACAAGAAGCGCAACAUCGGGAACGACUAUGUGCGCAUUGUCUGGAACGACUCGGGUAUCCCCUACCGCUUCGACACGCUGUCCACCCAGUUCCAGUUUGUCAACAUCGUGAUCGAGCCGCAUUCGCUUGGGCCGAUCGCCGCAUUUUCGGACAAUCUGCACGAAAUCGAGUACUUCAAGGUCACAGUCCAGCGCGCGGAGAAGAUGGCUGACUUUGCGCCUGUUGGAUGUUUCAAGCUGAUCUCGUCCAAGAGUCUCCCGCUGCUGAUCAGGCAACUGAGCUUAUUGGCGGACUGGUUCGCGAGCGUGUAUGCGCACACGGAGAGCGACACCGUACGCACGGAGGUCGUUACGAAUUGGCAGUCCAGGCUGCAGACGAUCAGACGAUAUCAUGACCAGAAUUUACCCGGGAGAGAGGUUGGCGACGAGCCUUUCCGGGAUUUCACUGCCCAAUUUUGA
This is a messenger RNA of Mycena citricolor, 5427 nucleotides long. Lineage: Eukaryota; Fungi; Basidiomycota; Agaricomycetes; Agaricales; Mycenaceae. The record is from the annotation of a GenBank genome assembly.